Effrenium voratum is the source of this 3616-nucleotide messenger RNA. The record is from the annotation of a GenBank genome assembly. NCBI's taxonomy places the organism in Eukaryota, Dinophyceae, Suessiales, Symbiodiniaceae.
CUUGAGAGCCAUGUCGAUGGAAGAGCUGGCAGCGUGCGUGAGCGCGCUGCCAAAGUCAGCCCUGCGGCCGCCUGCCAGGGCCGAGCUGUCACUGCGGCCUAGCCAGUCUGAGGUCCUAGCCGCAGCGGGCGUGAAAGCGGCGCCGAAGCCGAAGCGAGAAGAGUGCGAGGUUGGGCCGGAGCUGGAGCCGCUGUUGGUGCAGUGGUGGGACCGCCUGGGCGCCGGCGCCGAUGCGUCCCGGUCCCGGCAGGCGUUGAAGGCGGAGCUGGCCGCGGAGGAGGCGAAGGGCCGGCAGCAGCGCCAGGAGGCGGAGACCGCGCGGUGCCAGGACCUCGAGAUGCUACGCGUCGUGCUGGGCGGCCGCGUCCUGGCGCUGGACCUGUCGUCCUCGCUGCGGGAUGUGCGGCUGCUCGGGGCCUGCGGCUCCGCCGCAGCCCUGGCGGAGGCGCUCUCCGAGCUGCUGCUCAGCCUGCGCCGGGCUGCGGCACUCUGCGGUGCCCACCGCCAGGAGGUGGAGUUGGCCGAGGCGCAGCACCGCGACCGCCGUCAGCAGCAGGAGGAGCAGAGCCGGCAGCGCCGCGUGGAGCUGAUCCGGCGCCUGGCGAAAGCAGGGACCGGGAGAUUCGGAGCCAGCGCAGGUGAUCCCCUGGAGCUGCUUUCUGCUGGUGGCGUGCCCUUGUUGGCGGAGAUCGCCCAUGAGGCCAGCCAAGCGGGAGUUGACAUUGCUGCCAUUGCUGCUGCUGCACGACUCUCCAAGAUGCAAGGCUCGACCGCGGAGCGGCUGCACUCGCUGCUGGCGCUGGCCAAGGUCCGCCAGCCCCCGACGCGGACGGUGGAGCUCCGGGCAGACCAGCUGGGCCGGUCGCGCUCGCGGAGCCCCGUGAGCGGACAAAGCGCGGCAUCCGUUCGACUCCUUUCGGCGUUUCGAGCAAGUCCGGAAGAAGCUUUGAGUCGUUGGAGGCCGCCGUAUCUUUCACAUUGCCGUUUGGCCGUUUGGCUAGCUGACGGUGGCCCGCUGAAGAGCGUUCGCUACGGACAUGAAGCCAGAGCCCAAGAGCCCAAGAGCCCCAGCGCCGUGGAGCCUCCGGACGAGCGAGAAAUUCAGAGCUCGCCCGAGGAGCGAAAGCGCAAGCGCGAUGACAAGAAAGAGAAGAAGGAGAAAGAUCGCGGGGACCGUAGGGAGAAGGACAGGGAGAUCAGAGACAAGGAUCGAGAGAGAGACAGGGAGAGGGAGGAUCGAAAGCGCAGGGAGAGGGAAAGCCCUCCACGGCAGUCGCCUCCAAAGGAGCCGCCAAAGCCUCCGAUCAAUUGGAGGGAAGAGGCGGAGGAGGGAGAGGACCUUCGAGACAACUCGGACGAUGAGGAGGCCGCCGCUCGGAAGCUGGAGGAAAGCCGAAAGCGCCGAGCUGCCAUGCUGGCCCAGGUGAAGGAGAAUUCGAAGAAGGAUCCUUCGAAUCAGGCGAACGAGACGGCCUGGGCCGUGGGAUUGCCGGUGCUGGUGGACGCAACUCGCUUGGUUCAAGAGACUGAGGAGGAGUGCCAUGUGGUCGACAUGCAGGCGGCCCUGGAGAAGACCGGGGAAGCUUGGUUAGUGCGAAAGUUGAAGGUGGCCCAGGCGAGACCAAAGCGGCUGCGCGACGGCUCGCUGGUGCAGCAUGUGCUGGAUACCUCAAAGCCGGUGCCUUGCAGCAUGUCCUGGUCGCCGGUGGGAAGCCUGCUGGCGCUGGCGGACACUUCGGGGCGGCUGCUGGUGUUUGCACCCUGCGAUGCGGCAGCACCCGUGGCGGACCUCAGUGAGGAUCUCAGGUCGGAGUCUGCAGUGGUGGAGGUGUGCUUCGCCCCCACGCCGCUCGAGGGCUCGCGCUCGCUGCUCUGUGCGUCACGGGGCUCCUGCGCCGUGCUCUGGGAGGAGAGACCCUCCGAGAAAUCCAAGGAGAAAGAGCGCAGGUUCCAGGUGCUGAAGCGUGUUGUGCUGGAGAACGAGGUCAUCACCAGCUUGGAUUUCUCACGCAGCAGCCGCAAAGUCAUGUUCCUGGCGCUGGGCACCAAUCUGGGGAACGUCUACGGCAGGAAGCUGGCCUUGGCCUCGAUGUCCAUGUCGUCCGUGCCAGUCCUGGAGGUGCGGAGCUGUAUCUCAGAGGUGCGGGUCCUCACAGAGUUUGGCAAUGGGAUGGAGCUGCUGGUGGCCGUGUCGCACGGGGUCCAGGUGUCGGCGGCCGUUCUGGUCCUGUCCAACAGCGAGGUGAAAUCCGUGACCCGGUUCGCUGCGCAUGCCCCGCAGCACGGGCUGCCAGUGGUGUCGCUUUGCUGUGACACUUCGGGGUCUUUGACCACUCUGCGCCAUGAGAGCUUCGUGGCAAGGGCCAACGUGCUGUCCUUGGACCCUCUGGGCCACGCGGUCAUUUGGCGGCUCGAGGGCGGCAUGAUGCAGGUGGCCAAGCUGUGCAGUUUGGUGCCAGCAAGCUUGCAGAACUUCCUCACGUCCGUGGAGCAAGCGGCGCUUUGCAUGGAAGCUCGCAUGGUGAGAACAGCAGCCCGCGAGCGGGAAUGCGCUCAGGGCAAUCUCUUCUGCGGCGCAGCGCUGUCAGCAUCCCACUGCAUGCUCGUCGUGCAGAGCGUGGCAACCUCAAUCCGCACCACGCAGAUGCGACCCGUGACCUAUGUGCUGGCAACGCCUCUGGGGGACCCGGAGCAAGUCUUCGGCGCGCUGCUGUGGCGGGCGGGCCAGGCUCUGCGGGAGAGCCGGGAGAGCCGGGAGAGCCGGGAGAGUCCGGGUCCGGGUCCGAGUCUGCGGCUAAGCCUUUGGGAUGUGCACUGCGCGUGGCGGGCCGUGGUGGCUCCGGCCCUGCCUCUCAAGCCCACAGAGGCCACCGAGCUGCCGUGCCCGGUGCUGGAGGCCACCCUGACAUGGCUUUGGGGCAUCGCAGACACGCUGGUGGCCAUUUGCCAGAGCAUCGCGGAAGUGAGCCAGAGCUGCCAGAGCUCGGGGCGGUCCAACUUUGUGUUGCGACAGCAGGCGGCGAGCAACCUGCGACCGCCGCAGGUCCCAUCCAAGAGCCUCACGGAGCGCUGGGCCAGCGCCAGCGACGCCCAGAAGCGCUUCCUUAACUUCUUGCGGGACGAGCUCGCCGAGAGUCUGGCCGCGUGCCAGCUGCGCAACGCCCUGCUGCAGCUGGGCCGCAACGCCACCAAGGAAAAGACCUACCAGGACCGGAAGUACACGGAGGCGAAUGAGGCGAAUGAGGCGAAUGAUUCCGUGCUACUGGCGGCGACUUUGCGGUACUGGCAGCAGCGGCUCUCCGGGACUUCCGGGACACUGCCCAAGAACAGCCCGGCUCGAGACAAGGUGCUCGCUCACUUGGCUCAACAGAGUGGCUCCAAAGGCUUGACAGUCAGCUGCCGCCUUUGCAAGAAGACAGCCUCCAUUGAUCCAGCCAUGACGCGGACUAGUUGCCAGCUGCACGCUGUGCCGCUCUGCCAGCGCAAGCUGCUGCCACUUCUCAGCGAGCCGCAUUUACUGUGCGGCUUCUGCGGACGGCACACCUCACUAGAAGAAGGUGAUCCGAACGGUGAUCCCGGGAUCUGCGCAUGGUGUGCCGCUCCAGCCCAGAGGUGA